AUGUACAAGUUGGCACCCUCUGCCCUAUUGUGGAGAGACAGUGGAACCCCAGUGCUCGGCCAACAUCAGGGGUGUACGCUUCCCCGUUUUGUGAUGCUCCUCGCGGGUAAUGCGUGGGCGGAGGCGUACGCGAAAGCCGAGGCGUUCGUGGCCGGGCUGACGCUGGAGCAAAAGGUGAACGUGAGCACGGGCGUGUACUGGGAGCAGGGCCUGUGUGUGGGCAACAUCGGGGAGGUUGCGGACCUGCGCGGGCUGUGUCUGCAAGACUCCCCGCUCGGUGUGCGCUACACGGACUACAACACGGCAUUCCCUGCGGGUAUUUCGACUGCCGCUACCUUCAACCGGACGAUGAUGCGUCUGCGUGGCCAGCAAAUGGGCGAGGAGUUCCGCGGGAAGGGCGUGAAUGUCGCGCUCGGACCGAUGAUGAACAUGGGCCGCGUUGCUCAGGCCGGACGUAACUGGGAGGGCUUCGGAACGGACCCGUUCCUGAGCGGCGAGGCGGCGUAUGAAACGACGCUCGGGCUGCAGUCCGCGGGCGUGCAGGCUUGCGCGAAGCACUACAUCGACUAUGAGCAGGAGUACAAGCGUACGCAAGAGAGCUCGGAGGUGGACGACCGCACGCAGCAUGAGAUCUACCUGAAGCCGUUCCUACGAGCCGUCAUGGCGGGCACGGCGAGUGUCAUGUGCAGCUACAACAUGAUCAACGACACGUACUCGUGCGAGAACGACCGGACGCUGAACCAGCUGCUCAAGGGCGAGCUCGGCUUCCGCGGGUACGUGAUGUCGGAUUGGGGUGCGCAGGAAAGCACACUGAGUGCGAUGGCGGGUCUUGACAUGUCUAUGCCGGGAGACAUCACCCUCGGCUCAGGCAACUCCUGGUGGGGCCCGAACCUGACCGCGUUCGUCGAGAACGGCACCAUUCCGCUUUCGCGCAUGGACGACAUGGCGACGCGGAUCAUGGCGAGCUACUACCUUCUCGGCCAGGAUCAGGACUACCCCAACGAUGGGAGGCUGAUUCCGAAUGCAGUGUCCUUCAACGCGUUCAACCAGUAUGAUCAGGUGCACAACUUGCAUAUUGAUGUUCAAGCAGACCACUACCAGAUCGUGCGCGAGAUCGGGCAUGCGGGCGCGGUGCUGCUCAAGAACACGAACGGCGCGCUGCCGCUCAAUGCCCCACGGAAUGUCGUCCUUAUCGGCUCUGACGCGGGCAAUGGUGCGAUGGGCGCGAACGGAUACACCGACCGCGGCGGAGAUGAUGGUAUUCUUGGAAUGGGCUGGGGCUCGGGAACGGACAACUACCCGUACCUCAUCUCGCCGAUGGACGCUAUGCAGGUGCGUGCGCGCCAGGACGGCACGACUCUCAUGAACUGGUAUUACGACUGGGACACCGAGGGCGCCGCUACUGCGGCCAUCCAGUUCGAGGCUGCUAUCGUCUUCGUCAACUCGGACUCGGGUGAAGGCUAUAUCGAGGUCGAUGGCAACCUCGGAGACCGCAACAACCUGACGCUAUGGCACAACGCGGACAACCUGAUCACCGCUGUUGCUUCGCAAAACAACAACACCAUCGUUGUUGCGCACUCUGUUGGCCCCUCCAUCAUCGAUUCGUGGGUCGAGAACCCGAACGUCACUGCGAUCAUCUGGGCCGGUGUAGCCGGACAGGAGGCGGGUAACGCCAUUGUUGAUGUGCUCUACGGUGAUUACAACCCGUCCGGCCGCCUCCCGUACACCAUUGCGAAGCGCCUCGAGGACUACGGUGUCUUCCUCACCCUCGGUGGCAAUGGAAGCACGAUCCUGAGCGUUCCGUACACCGAGGGUUUGUUCUACGACUAUAGGCACUUCGACGAGUACAAUAUCACGCCCCGCUACGAGUUCGGCUAUGGUCUCUCUUACACGACCUUUGAGUACUACAACCUUGCCACCUCCAUCGUGCCGCAGUACGACCCGACCGACUACGCUCUCGAGGCCGCCUGGGCCGCGGGUGUGCCGACUCCCCAGGGCGAGGGCUCGUCCGUCGCGCUCUGGCUGCACCGUCCCUUCGUCCAGGUGUCCUUCGAAGUCCAGAACACUGGUGCCGUCGCGGGCACGGAGAUCCCGCAGGUGUAUGUUCACUUCCCGACGGGCAUCGGCGAGCCGCCGAGCUGGUUGAAGGGCUUCGACGCGGUAUACAUCGAGCCCGGCGAGGUUACGACGGUGACGGUGACGAUCUCGCGGUACGAUCUCAGCAUCUGGGACGUCGUCGCACAGGGCUGGGUCAAGCCUGCGGGCGAGAUCACGUUCUCAGUCGGCGCGAGCAGCCGCGACUUCCGCCUGCAGGGUUACAUCCCCAUUUGAAGACUGUAAAUCAUUCGAAUGAUCUGUGUAGAUAUACAGGAAAAGUGUAGAUUCUGGUGCUGGACUGAUGAUAAAAGGUGGCGGGCGGGCGAUGGACCUACCAAACGACGUUCAAAAUCUAGCACUACAAUCACUUGUUGUAGAUUGCAGCAGACUGUUGUACAUGGACUUUCGCAUAUCGGUAGCUUUCAUUAACAUGACCGACUGCUUCAUGAGC
Postia placenta MAD-698-R-SB12 is the source of this 2548-nucleotide messenger RNA. Its product is annotated as glycoside hydrolase family 3 protein. The transcript is spliced from 13 exons. Gene Ontology annotation, molecular function: beta-glucosidase activity. NCBI's taxonomy places the organism in Eukaryota, Fungi, Basidiomycota, Agaricomycetes, Polyporales, Adustoporiaceae. Gene Ontology annotation, biological process: glucan catabolic process. The record is from RefSeq and is a predicted model, not a curated record. Bases 1 to 2331 code for a protein of 776 amino acids.